GCUUGAGGUCAUAGGGGGUCGGCUACGUUACAGGCUCCAUCGUGGCGAGGGGCCAUCAGAGGGCUGGGUGAGCUUGAAGUUGAAAGACAAGGACCUUGUUGUGCCUGCAGACAGACGCGAAACUGGCAAGCGAUUUGACGCUGCAGCGCCAAUUCCGGAAUUGCUCUGCGUGCAAGCCAGUGACGCCCAUGGCACUCUUCGGGACGUGAGAGCAUCCCUGUCGGAAAUUGAGCAGGCGGCCUGGAAGAAGCUUCGAGAAUCUGAUCAUAAGAACGAGAAGAGCGACUUGUCGUCUUUUGAAGAGUCGAUCAAAGAUUUGCUCUAUUUGGCCUGGAAGCGCGAGAAUCGUAAGCGAGUUGUCCUGCUCCUAGCGAAAUUGCUCCAGUUCUCGAGCGAAAAAUCGUGGGAUCGCGCGGCUCGCAUCGUCUGCCAACAGCUGUGCUUGGUGUGCUGGGCUUCAUCUAUGGUCGACGUUGAGUAUUAUGCAUUCAGAGAUUCUGACAGUCCCAUCGUGGUGGUUUGUGGCUUCGGCGGCUCUCAUCUCGAU
Molecule: messenger RNA, 547 nt
Organism: Symbiodinium sp. CCMP2456
Lineage: Eukaryota; Dinophyceae; Suessiales; Symbiodiniaceae
Source: the annotation of a GenBank genome assembly